AUGGAAGAACAGGCUUUAAAAUAUGGAGCUUCCCACGUUAUUCAUUUAUUUGUGCCAGUGUCUUUGUGUAUGGCUGUUGUUAUUUUGACAAUGAUGACUGUUGGUUAUUAUUCAAAGGCAGGGGAAUAUCUUCCAUAUACUCCAUUUCAUGGAAAAACAACAGAUGGGGCAGGAGAGAUUUUGCUUCAAUCUUUGGCUAAUGCGGGGAUAUUGCUUGUAGUUAUUAUUGUUAUGACUGUAAUUUUGAUUGUGUUAUAUAAAUCUAAAUGUUAUAAGAUUAUUCAUGCUUGGCUAAUGUUAAGUUCCUUGAUGUUACUCUCCAUGUUUACGUUGUCUUUUAUUGAAGAAUUAUUUCGCAACUACAACAUUCCAAUUGAUUAUAUUACUCUUGGAAUAUUUCUUUGGAACUGGUGUGUUCUUGGCAUGAUUUGUAUUCAUUGGCAAGGACCUUUACUUCUCCAACAGUUUUAUUUGGUUUCUGUGUCUGCAUUAAUGGCUUUAAUGUUUAUUAAACAUUUACCGGAAUGGUCUGUUUGGUCAAUUUUGGCUGUGCUUUCAAUUUGGGAUUUGGUUGCUGUUUUGUGUCCAAAAGGGCCUUUGAGAAUUUUGGUGGAAACUGCGCAGAAGAGAGAUGAACCUAUUUUCCCUGCUUUAAUAUAUUCUUGUAAAUUAUUUUUAAUAUCUGUUUGUGACGGUAAACGGGAAUAA
Messenger RNA from Meloidogyne enterolobii, 708 nucleotides. The record is from the annotation of a GenBank genome assembly. NCBI's taxonomy places the organism in Eukaryota, Metazoa, Nematoda, Chromadorea, Rhabditida, Meloidogynidae.